Oryza sativa Japonica Group (Japanese rice) is the source of this 1176-nucleotide messenger RNA. RefSeq names its product F-box protein At5g52880. The record is from RefSeq and is a predicted model, not a curated record. Gene Ontology annotation, molecular function: protein binding. Lineage: Eukaryota; Viridiplantae; Streptophyta; Magnoliopsida; Poales; Poaceae.
UACUCCGGUCACGCGCGUAGCCCAAACCACCACAAGGGCCGCGUCGGUGGCGGCGUCCAGGCCGCCCGGAACAUCUCGCCGUCGGAACGACGAGGCGGCGCGGCGGCUCGCGGUGUCCGGGCGGAUCCACGAGGGAACGGCCCCUCCGAGGUCGCAGCGAUGCCGGUGAGGCGGCGGCAGCCGCGGCGGAGGGAGACGGGUGCGGCGGAGAGGUACAGGGAGAUGGGGAUAUCGGCCGCGCUGUCGCGGCCGUGGGACUACCCGACGGCGUGCGGCGAGAUCGCCGCGCUCCUCCGAAUCGGGUACGGCGACCUCCCCAAGGCCGCCCAGGCUCUCGUCGCCGGCGACGUGCUGCUCGCGUUCCGGCUCCUCCCUGAUGUACAGACAGGAUAUGCGUUAAGCGCAGCUAAUGGUCUUCUCCAAGCUGUAGACGGUUCCCUACCAAAGCAAAAGAAGGCACAGGCUGUUUCAGAGUUCAAGCGUUCUGUUGUUGCACAUAAGCGGCGUGCUAGGGUUCAACAAGAUCCAGGUGUACCACAUAUACCAUACGAUGUGCUUGUUCAUAUUUUCAGUUUUCUUGACAUGCGCUCCUUGGUAGCUGCUGGUCUUGUCUGCUGGCCUUGGAAUUCUGCUGCAAAUGACAACCACCUGUGGGAAAUGAAUUACUCCCUUUUCUUCGGCAUCUGCCAUAUAAACUGCAAUAGCACACCUACAGCUGGUAAUGUACAGAACACUGAUUAUCAUGUACAGAAUAGCAUUUAUCAAGUAUCUCCGGAUCCUGGUUUUAACUGGAAAGAGGCUUUCCACAAAAAGUAUGCAGAACAAGAAACAUGGAGUUCCGCAUCAAAUAGAGCAUUAUGUGGAUAUUGCCGAUCUGUCAUUUGGUUGUGCGACUUGACGUGUGCUACUCCACACUAUUGCCUUAAUAAUGGAAAAGAUGGAGUAAAACUAGGACCUCUAUUACCUCAUACAGUUGCUGACUACAUAUUGGACAUCGCUGAUCUAGCAGCUUCAUCGACAGAAAGUGAUGAUACAGAUAGCGAUUCUGAAAAUUAUCCCCAGGCACGCUUUUGGUCGUUGUCAUAGUAAAAGGAAAACAAUGUAUACAUCGACUUGAGAUGUGGAUUGUGAACUUGUUAUAACUCUUUAAUUUCUGGUAGUUUUCUGAGUGUGGUA